This is a messenger RNA of Amoebophrya sp. A120, 590 nucleotides long. Lineage: Eukaryota; Dinophyceae; Syndiniales; Amoebophryaceae. The record is from the annotation of a GenBank genome assembly.
GCCUUUUCUGCGUUUAACAACGAACCCCGAGCGGUUGGUCACCGAAAUACCGAAGUUCAGACGGUACUCCGCCGAGGCAAUCACAAUUGGCACUGCGACAGCGGAAGAAGAUGCAACGUCAUCUACUACCACGUCAAAGCGAGCCGCUCCGUUUCUUGCAGACGAAAUUCUGGCGAAACUCGAAGCGCCAGCAGGAGGACAAACCGACGGUAAACAAUCGGCGCUCUGGAACGAAGUAUGGCUCCGGGGACGCAGACAUCUAGUCACCUGGUUCAUCCUGUCGGUGAUCCAGGGGUUGCUUACGAAUCUGGCAUAUCAAAUGUAAAAAUGUCUGGGUCAGUCUGGAAUGUUGCUGGGUUUGACAUGCAGAUUUUGCAUGGCCCAGAAUGUCUAUAAUGCAUGACCUAGCAUCACAGAUUUUUCGAGGGCUUCUGGAUGCCUAAUCCGCAUGACAAAUGCCCUCCCCGCGUAGCACAAACUAGACUCCUCUUGCUGAUCAUGCAUUACAGAUUUUUUUGGAGUCCAGAGUUAGCAUCACAAGCUCCAACCUUCCAGGCCCAAACAUUUUUACAUUUGAUAUAGCCCGUCCG